Ilyonectria robusta is the source of this 2279-nucleotide messenger RNA. RefSeq lists its product as uncharacterized. Lineage: Eukaryota; Fungi; Ascomycota; Sordariomycetes; Hypocreales; Nectriaceae. Bases 283 to 1863 code for a protein of 526 amino acids. The record is from RefSeq and is a predicted model, not a curated record. Gene Ontology annotation, biological process: regulation of DNA-templated transcription. The transcript has 4 exons. Gene Ontology annotation, molecular function: zinc ion binding; DNA-binding transcription factor activity, RNA polymerase II-specific.
GACGAAUUUCAGGGCUUUACAAGACCUCUCUCUAAUAGAUCAUUUCUUACACAAAACGCCCUGACAUCCCUCGCACCUGAACCGACGUAUUGGAACCGUAAUAAACACAGCAUCGUUUCUCACCCUCCCACACGUGAUUCAAUUCGUGGCGCUCGCUCAUCACCGGCUUCAUCUUUGUCCUCGUCAUCAAUCAAUUCGCGAGCAUCAAGUCACCGACGCACUUCUCGCGAACAUCACCGCAACGCCCAACCCAAGUCGUAUCCUCACUCACCCCCGUCCAGCAUGGUGGGCGUUCCCGGUCGCAGCAAAGGCUGCAAUACCUGUCGGAAGCGACGGGUCAAAUGUGACGAGACCAAACCAACUUGUCUCCGGUGCACCAAAGGCGGCUUCGAAUGUCUCGGAUACGAGCGAGCGCGUCUUUGGCAUCAUACGUCCACCGCACCGUUCCCAGUGACGACGCCGCUAAUCCCGGAGACUGAGGUCCAGCACGAUGCGAUUGUGCUCGCAGCGGAUCGCGUGCCGUCCCCGCCUCCGGAGCUCAGCCUGAUUGCGUUCCAAGGCGACUUCUGCUUCUCGUUCAUGUUUUCCAACUUUGUCUGGCGCUCUUACGGCGCUCUUUGGCUUGACCAGGCUGCCCAGGGCAGGCUCGGGGGCCUCUCACUCGACGCGACAAAAGCCCUCGCGCAAGCCAACUUUGGACGACUGAACCACAAGUCAGAUAUUGAGCUCGAGGGAGUGGUGCAGUAUGGACAGUGUCUAAAGACUCUAGCGGAUGAUCUCGGCAGGUGCAUGACCUUGGUACAGGGUGCGGAGGACCUGCUGGUUCCAAUCUUGGUGUUGCUGAUGCAUGCGGCAUCGCACGCUGAUCGCACCGGAGCCAUGUUCCAUCUCAAAGGAAUCGCAAGGUUGUUGUACCUUUGCGGGCCAGAGGCUUUCCAACACCAACCGUAUCUCAACGCAUUCGAGGCUGCGAGAGCCACGCUGCUGAUUGCCGGGCUGGUUGGCAAGCAACGGCUCUUCUUCGACGACAUCAAGUGGCGAACCGUGCCGUGGGCGCUGAAUCCGGCCUCAAAGACACCGCAAAGCGAGCUUCUUGACAUCCUCGUUGUCGUACCCGGCAUACUGCAGGAUCACGCAGCCUCCGAGAAGGCAGCGGCUCUCGAAGCCUUUUCGCACUUGGAUAUAGCGGAAAGAGUCCAGGAGCAACUAACAAUACUAUACCAAUGGCGUUGGCGAUGGCAGGCGGAUUCCGGCGACCAGGUCACUGCUGAUACCGGCAGAACAUGGCAACCCAACGGAGCCGCCGCCGCGGUCUUGGGCUCUAUCGGAACUUCUAGGCAUCUGGGACGCCUCCGGUUUGGUAAAUUCAUCGCCGCCACUGAGAUAAUGCUCUACAACGCGGCCCUGAUGUGGCUUCUCGCCCUCCUCUGGAAGACGGACCCCCUCGGCGCGGGCAGACGCAUCGAAGCUUGUGCGACUGCUGCAAUGCCCGAGGAUGAUGAGGCUAGAUGCAGAUCAUUUGAGCCGUUCCGCCGCCCGGGCGCGUCACUGACAGUUCGCGAUCCUGCCCUGGAGGUGUGUCUCGCGUUUGAAUGGGUGAGCCGCCAUCACAGCCGGAGCAAGGACCCAUCAUUCUUGUACUUGUUUCCAGUGGGCAUGGCGAUGAGCGUGCUGGAUCAAGAACCGGAAAUCAAGAAAUGGGCGCAGGCGCUGUUGGAGAAGAGCCCGAUUACGGCAAACUAUGCCCAGGGCGACAACCCGGCGGGCUUUGGAUUUUACCUGACUCGGCAGGCAUUGGAUCCUGAGGAGAUCCAGGCCACGCAGCAGUUAUUCUCGGUUCCGGACUUGGUGGCCGUGAAUUAGGUGCUCUUCGGGCACAGUUCUCUUGUGAGGAAUUGCCUAUUAUCGGUUAGCAAUUGAGAGCUUAUCAAUCUUUAUUCAUUCCUCCCAAAGCAUUUGUGAAUUUCUCAUGGAAGAAGAGAGGAUUUAACAUAUUUCAGAUGCGAGAAUCCGGAUUGAACACUUGGUGCAACUGGGGAUAAUAAGAGAGACAGAGUAGCGACGGUUGGUAAAAAUGAAACCUACAAAAUAGCCUCUAUAAUUAUCUAUACAUGACAGUCUCCCAUAAUCUCCCUGCUAGCUUCAUUGCUUCUCCCAAGUCCUCGCGGUUCCCUUCCCGUCUAUCAUUCGCAAAGUACCAUAAGCCACUUUUCCUCGGCCAAAGACUCCUGCAUCGUCACAUUGUCUCCAGAACUUGACUUCUAGUCAAACCCUUGAAA